CAACCCGGCGGUGGGCAACGGCGGUGGGGACGAGUCGUUGAAGCUAGGAGCUGGGCCCGGGCCCUGCGGACCUUGCCCUACUCGGCUGGGCCCGCGCCAGGGAGAGUCCCAGCUCCAUCCGAACAGGGACUAUGAGAAAAUGGUCGGGCAAACGAGGAAUAAGCUCAAAGAAGCGGCUUCACAGCCGUUGCACUCUCCCCGCUCCACGCAGUCUAGGCGGCGGCGCCGGGCCACCGGAGCCGGGGAACCGGAGUUCGAGGAGGAGCAGAAGGAGAAGAUGAAAGAGCCUGAGCUGCUUUUGUCCGCAGGCCGGGGUAUCCUGCCAGGGGGCGCCCGGGGGUACUCGCCACGGAGGACCCGAAACCUGAACGCGCGGAAUGCGCAGAAUUGCAUGAAACUGGAGGUGGUUACAAAGACCGUUCUUCUCGGUCGCUUUCAGUUCCUCAGUGCUUUUGUGGAGCAGCUCCGCGACAAGGUGCACCUGUUACGGAGACGUCAGUUCACGGGCAGGAUCACCUUUGGCAUAGCUGCCUUUGUGUCAUUUUUGCACUGGAUACAUUUAAUAACGCUUUUUGAAAACGAUCGUCAUUUUUCUCACCUCUCAUCUUUGGAACGAGAGAUGACUUUUCGCACUGAAAUGGGACUUUAUUAUUCCUACUUCAAGACCAUUAUUGAAGCACCUUCAUUUUUGGAAGGACUGUGGAUGAUUAUGAAUGACAGGCUCACUGAAUAUCCCCUUGUAAUUAAUACAGUGAAACGAUUCCACCUUUAUCCAGAGGUAAUUAUAGCCUUCUGGUAUCGCUCAGUUGUGGGAAUAAUGAAUUCAUUUGGGCUAGAAACUAAGACCUGCUGGAAUGUGACCAGAGUAGAACCUCUAAAUGAAGUUCAAAGCUGUGAAGGAUUGGGAGACCCAGCUUGCUUUUAUGUUGGUGUAAUCUUUGUUUUAAAUGGAAUGAUGAUGGGAUUGUUCUUCGUGUAUGGUGCAUACCUGAGUGGGACUCAACUUGGAGGUCUAAUUACAGUAUUAUGCUACUUUUUCAACCAUGGAGAGGCCACUCGGGUGAUGUGGACACCGCCUCUCCGGGAAAGUUUUUCAUAUCCAUUUCUUGUGCUUCAGAUGUACAUCCUAACUUUGAUUCUCAGGACCUCGAACAAUAGUAAAAAACAUUUUGUUGGACUGUGCCUUUCCAAUGUUGCUUUUAUGCUUCCCUGGCAAUUUGCUCAGUUUAUACUUUUUACACAGAUAGCUUCAUUAUUUCCCAUGUAUGUUGUGGGGUACAUUGAGCCAACCAAAUUUCAGAAGAUCAUUUAUAUGAACAUGAUUUCAGUUCUCCUUUGUUUUGUGUUGAUGUUUGGAAAUCCAAUGUAUUUAUCUUCUUAUUAUUCUUCAUCUUUGUUAAUGACAUUGGUGAUAAUUCUAAAGAGAAAUAAAAUUCAAAGAUUUGGAGUAUCUGAACUCCACUUUUGGCUAAUUCAAGGUUGUGCAUGGUUUUGUGGGACAAUCAUUUUGAAAUUUCUGACAUCUAAAAUUUUAGGUGUUUCAGACCAUAUUCGCCUUAGUGACCUUAUAGCAGCCAGAAUCUUACGAUAUACAGAUUUUGACACUUUAAUUUACACGUGUGCUCCUGAAUUUGACUUCAUGGAAAAAGCGACGCCACUGAGAUACACAAAGACAUUAUUGCUUCCAGUCGUUAUGGUGAUUACUUAUUUUAUCUUUAAAAAGGCUUUUCGUGAUAUUUUAUGUGUCUUAUCUGCAAACACUUAUCUAAGAAAACAGCUCCUUGAACAUGGUGAGCUAAUUUUUCACACACUGCAGUUGUUUGCGUUUACUUCCCUUGCAAUUUUGAUUAUGAGACUGAAGCUGUUUUUGACACCUCACAUGUGUAUUAUGGCUUCCCUGAUAUGCUCUCGACGGCUCUUUGGCUGGCUUUUUUGCAGACUUCGUUUUGAGAAUGUUGUCUUUGGCAUUCUAACAGUGAUGUCAAUACAAGGGUGUGCAAACCUCCAUAAUCAAUGGAGCAUAAUAGGAGAAUUUAAUAAUUUGCCCCAGGAAGAACUGAUACAGUGGGUCAGAUACAAUACCAGACCAGAUGCUGUUUUUGCAGGUGCCAUGCCUACAAUGGCAAGUGUCAAGCUUUCCACUCUUCACCCCAUUGUGAACCACCCACAUUAUGAAGAUGCUGACUUGAGAGCUCGGACAAAAACAGUUUAUUCUGCAUAUAGUCGAAAAUCUGCAAAAGAAGUGAGAGAUAAGUUGCUGGAAUUACAUGUGAAUUACUACAUUUUAGAAGAGGCAUGGUGCGUUGUGAGAACUAAGCCUGGUUGCAGUAUGCUUGAAAUUUGGGAUGUAGAAGACCCUUCCAACUCAGCUAACCCUCCCUUAUGCAGUGUCUUGCUCAAGGAUGCGAGGCCAUACUUCACCACAGUAUUUCAGAAUAGUAUGUACAGGGUAUUAAAGGUUAACUGAGACUACCCUUUACACUGUGGUGCAAAGAGGUGUGUAAAAAACAGUCACUUUAGUUUAUUUACACUAAUAAAAAUAACAAGCUUUAAUAGGGACCCUUAAAAAGAAUAAAAAUAAUUAAAAAUUUUUCUAAUUCCAAAAAGUUAAAUUAUUUUAUUGUUUUCCAUUGAACAUCAGCCUUAUUAAGCUUGUCAUGUAAACAAGUAAAUCAUUCCAUACU
Messenger RNA from Phacochoerus africanus (Common warthog), 2684 nucleotides. RefSeq names its product dpy-19 like 2 (gene DPY19L2). Bases 140 to 2467 code for a protein of 775 amino acids. Gene Ontology annotation, cellular component: nuclear inner membrane. The record is from RefSeq and is a predicted model, not a curated record. Gene Ontology annotation, biological process: spermatid development. Lineage: Eukaryota; Metazoa; Chordata; Mammalia; Artiodactyla; Suidae. Gene Ontology annotation, molecular function: mannosyltransferase activity. The transcript is spliced from 22 exons.